UGUUGAUGGCGACGGCAUGGCGGAAGGCGACGGCAGCGGCUCGGCUCCGUCCGACGCGGGCGGGCUCCUGCAGCAGAUCCUGAGCCUGCGCCUGGUGCCGCGCUCGGGCAACGUCACCGGCUCCGCCUGCGCCGCCGCACUCUGCCACUUCCCAGAAAUGUGGUAUGGCGUCUUCCUGUGGGCAGUGGUGUCCUCCCUCUUUUUCCACAUCCCCGCCGGGCUGCUGGCGCUCUUCACCCUCCGGCGGCACAGAUACGGCCGGUUCAUGUCGGUGAGCAUCCUGUUGAUGGGCGUCGUGGGGCCGAUAGCCGCCGGGAUCCUCACAAGUGCUGCGAUUGCUGGCGUCUACAGAGCCGCUGGGAAGAAGAUGAUUCCCCUUGCGGCCCUGGCUUUGGGCGUGGGACAGACCUUCUGCGUGGUGAUCAUUUCCUACUUACGGGUUUUAGCCACUCUCUAGCCUCGGCCUUGGGAAGCCCAGCUGGACAGAGCGGCAUCGUGCAGGAUUUCGGGGCGAAGGGGUCGACGGGCGCAAUCCUCCGGGGAGAUCUGCCGAAGGGCAAGUGAGACAGGCCUCGGAUCGGAAGACCUUCCCAGCAGAUCAAAGCACGUUUUUCUCCUCUCCGUCGUCUCUGGAAAGCCAAAGAUCCCCAAGAAAGCGCCUGUUCUGCAUCCAUAUCAUUCUAGUUCAAUCUUCCCAACCUGGUGCCUUCCAGAUGGUUUGGAUGACAACUCUCAGCAUCCCCAUCCAAGUCGUCUGGAAGGCACCAGGUUGGGGAAGCCUGAGCUAGCUCAAUCACAGUUGCUCUCUAACCGCAUGCGAAGCAGAAUAGCUGGAUUCUCUGACAGUCAAACAAUACAAGUGAGGUGUGUGCAUCUGUGUGUGUGAGAGAGAAAAGUGGAUGUAGGGGGGAUGUUUAAAUAUUUCUGGAGCGCUGCCACUUGGCCUGGAAGCAUUCACCUCCCCUUUUGCUGUUGAACAAACUUUCAGUCUCUCUGGCUGAAAUUGAAGCCAAUUCUAUGUUUCUGUUUUGUAAGAUUCUUUUGUAACCUCAAGUGCCAAGCUGGAUGUUCCUCUGUUCAUCAUCAUCAUCAUUACUAUUAUUAUUAUUAUUAUUAUUAUUAUUAUUAUUAUUAUUAUUAUUUUGAUGGGUUGGGGGGAGUUUGAAUUACGUGAACAAAUGCGAUCCUGAGGCCGUCUUAAAUUCCCUGAAAAUAUCCUUGACGGGUUCCAUCCUAGGAUGGUUCCACGGAAGCACUGUCAACGUCGAGUCGGAUUCCUGCAAGGGAGAUGCACUUUAACGGACUUAACCCUUUCUGUAGGGGAGAAUGUGAAUCAGAAGCUGUAAAAGUGAUCACGUCGGAGAAGGCGCUUCCUGGCGAGUGACGUUUCGGAUUCUACUUAGCGCUGUGUUUGGAUUGCAGCAAAGACCAAGCAAAAAGGACAGUUUUCCAUUGCUACCUCAUAGAUGUGGGAUGGAUUUGAAGUGCCGUUCCAUUGAAACUUGCUGGUGGUCACUGUGCCCUUUGUCUGCAAGGAAGUUGGGCAAAAUACAGUAAACGCCAUGAACGGCAGGAUCCUCCCUCAUAAAUAAGGCCCACUCUUGUUCGAUCGUGCAAAUUCCCUGUGAAAUAUAUCGGACGCUUGUCCUGUGUGAGGAGUGAUGUGAUCAUCCGUAGUCUUAAACCUUGUUUGUCGCAAAAUCUAUUUGUAUAUCUAUGUUAGGCCUGUAUUUUUAAUCAUGUGUGUGUACAGAAGCACGAAUUGUUCUGCAGACAGAGCUCCCCGCUGAGGACUUUUGGAAACCCUACAAGUGCCUGGGCGAUUCGCCCCUCCUCCGGGGACCAAUCUUGCAACCCUCGUCAGCCCUGUUGCCCCUCCUCAAGUGCCACCCUGGGCAGACUGCUGACCUGCUCUGUGGGAAGUUAGAAAUGCUGCCUCUGGCUGCCUGCCAGAGAAAGCAGAACCCUGAAAUGCUCACUCUUGAGGCCAUGACGGAGUCAGUUCAGAUGUUUUUUGGGGGAUGGUGGGGUGGUUGGGAGACGUGGCGCAAAUCUCUCAUGGGACUGUGGACUCCCAUGGCGGAAUCCAUUGCCAAUGCAAUUGCUUUCAUUAAUGGAACUGGGAGGAGGCAAUUUAUACUCAAAAUGUGCUCUGGAGGUCAGGGUACCCUCUGAAGCAGAUUUUUGGGGAUGCACAGGUGAGGCGAGAGGGAGAGAGUUCACGUGUGCGUCAUUGGAUUCCACCCUCUGAAUACAAAACUGGGAAUUGCUUCUUUUAAAACAUCUCAACUUCUCCAUUCUGGACAUGGGGGAUCUCUCACCCAGCCCUGGAUCGAAAUGCCCACCUAGUGAAGCUUUGUUGUGGGGUGCUUUGAAACAACAAGCCCCCAACACCCCCAUGUGCAUUCUGGAGUGAAGCUUCCCUAAAUAUUGAAAUUGGCUCUGAAUGUUGUGCUUUGAUAGGCUUUUAAAAGAUCAGACCCAACUUCCUCUUAGUGAAAUGUAUCUUUUUGUACAACCACCCCCCAAACAGUAAACGCCCAGACGUUGUGAAUAGCUUCGGCUGAAAAUGUGGCAGCGGAGAAACAGUUAGGAAGAGGCUGCCUGUUUACACGCGACAAUCAGGACAAACUGGUUGGAUGCUCCGGUUUUCAUCAUCAUCAUAUCUCCGGCUGCUUGGCUGUGGCUUCCCACGCCUUGGGGUUGGUGGGGCACUUUAUAGCUGUACUUUUACCUUCCCCAGAUCAAGAAAAUGUUGUCUCUUUUUUUCUUUUCUUUUCUUUUUUUGCCCUUCUGUUCUUUGAUUUUGGUAUUGCUUGAUUUUUUAACUCCUUGUUGAGCCAGUCAAGGGUGGGGAGGGGGUAAUUUUCCUCCCCUUUUCCCCUCCUCCCACUCCACGAUCAAAUCUGUUGUUGACCUCCCCCUACAUGUUCCGACCACAGCCUGAGUGGACAUCAAGGGCCUUCCCCAUCAGCUUAAGGCAGGGUUGGGCAAGUGACGGUCCUCCAGAUGGUUCAGCCUACAUCCUUCGCCAUUAGCUACACCGGCUAGGCAGUUGUCAGCCAAACUAUUUGUGGGCCACAAGCCCCCCACGCCAGGUCUUAGCCAAGUAGCUUAUCGGUGAGAACAAAUUGAUGUGUAACCCCACGAUAAGGAAACGGGGCCUUCGUCAAAUUUGAGAAAGCUCCCAGGAUCCCACUUUUACCAGUCCAAACAAAAUAGCAGGAUAGGACGUCCUAUUACCAAACCAUUUACCAAAUGUUGAUGCUUGCAUAAGAAGGCGGCUACUGUGACUGCGAAGGGGCGGUUUCCUGAAUGACGAAUUCCACUAAGGGGGGAGGUUUAUUUAAGGGUGGCGGUUGAACGAACUCUCCUCUGCAACCUUUGUAUUCCACGACCUGCUGCGGCAAAUGUGAACAAAACUUUGUAUGCAAGGGCAACGGGACGGCUGCUAGUCCGUUUUUAUUUUUCUACUGACUCCGCUGAUUCUCGCGUUGGUAUUUUCGCUAAUAAAAUCUACAGAUCUUUGUGAA
Molecule: messenger RNA, 3533 nt
Organism: Elgaria multicarinata webbii
Lineage: Eukaryota; Metazoa; Chordata; Lepidosauria; Squamata; Anguidae
Gene: TMEM170A
Product: transmembrane protein 170A
Exons: 3
Coding region: 17-457 (146 amino acids)
Biological process (GO): endoplasmic reticulum tubular network organization
Cellular component (GO): endoplasmic reticulum membrane
Source: RefSeq, a predicted model, not a curated record